AUGCAGGCAGAGGAGCGGGUGCCGGCGCAGCCUGGCUGCGUGACCGGAUGGCGACCGUCCAGCAUCGCCGCUCUCCUGGUCCCCUUCUUCUGGGCCGACCUGGUGGCCUUUGUUGGCUUGGUGCGGUCAUCGGUACGAUGCCUGUGGCGUUUGAACCGCCGACCCCCCGUCACCCUCCUCGACGUCUUCCAGGACCACGCUCGCCGCCGGCCCCACUGGCCCCUGCUCCGCUUCCAAGAUGAGGUUUACACCUACGAGGACAUGGAAUGCCGGAGCAACCGGGCUGCCCGGGUGUUCUCCCGGCACCUGGAGCUGCAGCCGGGUCGGACCGUCGCCGUCUUCCUCCCCAACGAACCCACCUACGUCUGGACCUGGCUGGCGUUGGCCAAGCUGGGCUGCCCCAUGGCUUGUCUCAACUGCAACGUGCGGGGUCGGGCGCUGCAGCACGCGCUCGCCGCCGCCCGGGCCACCCUCAUCCUCGCCAGCCCCGGAGCCACCUGUGUCCUACGGGCCAAAUUCUCCGCCUCCCAGUUCUGGGACGACUGCCGCCGCUACAACGUCUCCGUCAUCCAGUACGUGGGCGAGCUCAUGCGCUACCUCUGCAACACGCCCAAGCGCGCCAACGACCGGGAGCACGGGGUGCGCUUGGCCUUGGGCAACGGCCUGCGGGCAGAGGUGUGGAAGGAGUUCCUCCAGCGCUUCGGGCCCAUCUCCAUCUGGGAGUUUUACGGGGCCACCGAGGGCAACGCCGGCUUCAUCAACUACACCGGCAAGAUCGGGGCCGUGGGCAGAGCCAACGUAUUCUUCAAGAGUUUCGCUCCCUUUGAGCUGAUCAAGUACAAUGUGGAGGAGGACAAACCCAUACGUGACGAGCGAGGUCUCUGCAUCCGAGUCCGCCCCGGUGAGACAGGGCUGCUGGUCAUCAAAAUCACCAAGAACACCCCCUUCCAUGGCUACGCGGGCGAUUCCCAGAAGACAGAGAGGAAAGUCUUGAGGGAUGUCUUGGUCAAAGGCGACAGCUUCUUCAACAGCGGCGACCUCCUCAUGAUCGACCAUGAAAGAUUCAUCUACUUCCAGGACCGAGUGGGAGACACUUUCCGUUGGAAAGGCGAGAACGUGGCCACGACAGAGGUGGAGGCCACUCUCGCCAUGGUGAACUUCAUCCAGGAGGUCAACGUCUACGGAGUGUCCGUGCCGGGGUGCGAGGGGAGGUGCGGCAUGGCGGCCAUCCGCCUGAAGGCCGGGGAGAGCUUCGAGGGCGAGGACCUCUACGCCUUCACCAGGGACACGCUGCCCAGCUACGCCGCCCCCCGCUUCGUGCGGAUCCAGGAUGCCCUGGAGAUCACGGGGACCUUCAAGCAGUGCAAAGGCAACCUCGUCAAAGAAGGCUUUGACCCCAACGUCAUCAAAGACGCUCUCUUCUUCCGCGAUGACAAGAAGAAGUCCUACGUGCCUCUGAGCCCCGACACCUACGCCGCCAUCCUGGACAUGAAGCUCAACCUGUAG
This is a messenger RNA of Aptenodytes forsteri (emperor penguin), 1506 nucleotides long. RefSeq names its product solute carrier family 27 member 5 (gene SLC27A5). The transcript is spliced from 10 exons. Gene Ontology annotation, cellular component: endoplasmic reticulum. Bases 1 to 1506 code for a protein of 501 amino acids. The record is from RefSeq and is a predicted model, not a curated record. Gene Ontology annotation, molecular function: long-chain fatty acid transmembrane transporter activity; long-chain fatty acid-CoA ligase activity. Lineage: Eukaryota; Metazoa; Chordata; Aves; Sphenisciformes; Spheniscidae.